Molecule: messenger RNA, 680 nt
Organism: Ceratosolen solmsi marchali
Lineage: Eukaryota; Metazoa; Arthropoda; Insecta; Hymenoptera; Agaonidae
Product: TIMELESS-interacting protein
Exons: 1
Coding region: 62-655 (197 amino acids)
Biological process (GO): DNA damage response; replication fork arrest; replication fork processing
Cellular component (GO): replication fork protection complex; nucleus
Molecular function (GO): DNA binding
Source: RefSeq, a predicted model, not a curated record
UAUGUACACAAAAUCAAUUCUUAUUAUAUUUGGAAUUUAUUUUGCAAAUAUUAAUUAAAUAAUGUGUGAUUCUGAAUUAUCAGAUUUCAAUGAUGAAGAUGAUCUUGUUAGACAGUAUGAAAAUAAUCAAAGGAAGAAUGAUGAUAAUAUAGUACAAGAAAAUAACGAAGAUGAUACUGAUUUGAAUGAGGUUAAAAAUGAAGAUGAAACUGUACAGAAUAAAGAUUCAGUUGUUACAAAAAAACGUGUAUCAAGAAAACUUUAUGUUUUAAAUACGGAAAGACUGAAAGGAUGCAAAGGUAUUCAUACGAUUGAAAAACUCUAUGAAGGAUUUAAAUUUAAUGGUAAAGGAUCGGAAGUGGAAGAUCUUAAUAGAGUUAUGAAAAGGCUUGAAUAUUGGGCAUUUAGAUUAUUUCCUAAAUUAGAUUUUGAUGAUUUUUUGGAUAAAUGUGAACAUUUAGGCCACAAAAAAGAUCUUCAUACUCAUUUGAAAAAGUAUAGACUUGGAAUGAUCGAUGCUGAUCAAAUUUGCACACAAAAUGAAAUAAUUCAAGAUGAAAAUGAUGAUCAAGUUUCAAAGAAAUCCAAAAUAGAAUUAGUCACUAAAACUGUUGAUGAUAAUUUUCAAAAGUUAUUUGAUGAAAUUAAUUAUUAAUAUAAUUUAUAAUUUUACAAAUUAA